Molecule: messenger RNA, 1544 nt
Organism: Pezoporus flaviventris
Lineage: Eukaryota; Metazoa; Chordata; Aves; Psittaciformes; Psittacidae
Gene: NT5C
Product: 5', 3'-nucleotidase, cytosolic
Exons: 5
Coding region: 28-621 (197 amino acids)
Biological process (GO): pyrimidine deoxyribonucleotide catabolic process
Molecular function (GO): 5'-nucleotidase activity
Source: RefSeq, a predicted model, not a curated record
GGCUCUCGCUGGGUACCACGGGGCGCCAUGGCCGGCGCGCUGCGGGUGCUGGUGGACAUGGACGGCGUCGUGGCCGACUUCGAGGGCGCGGUGCUGCGGGGCUUCAGCGCCCGCUUCCCCGCGGAGCCACGAGUGGAGCUGGCGGCAAGGAGCGGCUUCUCGGUGCGGGAGCAGUACCGCGGCCUGCGCCCGGACCUGGCGGCUAAGGUAGCCAGUGUCUAUGAAUCACCUGGCUUCUUUCUAGGGUUGGAUCCCAUUCCAGGAGCCCUGGAAGCUCUGCAGGAGAUGAUCCGCAUGCAGGACACUGAAGUCUUUAUUUGCACAAGUCCUCUCCGGAAUUACGAGCACUGCGUCCUGGAAAAGUAUAAGUGGGUAGAGAAACACCUGGGACCCGAGUUUGUGGAGCGGAUUAUUCUAACCCGAGAUAAGACCGUCGUGUCUGCGGACUUGCUGUUUGACGACAAGGACACCAUUACAGGCGCAGAGCCGAACCCGAGCUGGGAGCACAUCCUCUUUACCUGCUGCCACAACAGGCACAUCCAGCUGCAGGCCCCACGCAGGCGCCUGCUGUCCUGGGCGGAUGACUGGAAGGGCAUCUUGGAAAGCAAGCGCAGGCAGUAGUGCACAGAGGGGGUGCUCUUCCCACUGCCAGGAACGCAUCCAUGGGCAGGGAAUCCCAUUCCCAGGAGGCAGUGAGCGCCCUCAUCCAGGCAGAGGCACUCGGGGAGCAGUUAUAACAAGAGCUGCCUUUGUUAGACACGCUGCAGAGCUGCUGCUGCUGCUGCUCCACGUGUCUGGAAGAUUGCUCUGCAGUUAUGUCUGUAGGGUUUGGGGUGUUUGCUGCUGGUGAAACGAUAAAAUACAAGCAGCUGUGGGUUGUAUUUGUGUGUGUGUGUUCUUAACCUCAGUCCUGUUUGGUUUGGGCCCAUUGGGGGUGGAAUGGAACUAAAAAGACGAAGCUCUGAAACUUGAGCAGACACAGCAAGGAUGCCCAUCAGCGAACACUGCAACAGCCAGAGCCUGCUGAUGUUACGGAUUUAGCCACCCUGGCUUUCGGGUUACCUUUUGCAGCGCUGGCUGAUGAAGAAAGGACACGAAGCUGGCUUCCAUUUCUGGCCCAUGUGCGUGAGUAAGAGUGGGCGAAGGCUGGGCUGCAAGUGCUGGAGAGGCGUAUUUAUGAGCUUAUACCACACUGUUUACACAGCGUUGAAGUUAAUGUUUUAUUAGGAGAAGGUUUUACAAGACAGCUGCUCUCAUGAGCCAGGCUGCCAUGGGCCCUCCUUUUAAUCUUCUCCUUUCUCACCAGUGGUAAUGAAAGAAAAUCAGCUUUUCACUUCCCCAUUUACAGGAUACACACUGUCCCGUGUAGUGAUUUACCAGUCUGUGUCACGAUGACAGAUGGCACAGUUACUACCAAAGGCAGGCAUACAGAUUACAAACUGCCAGGGCAGGGAAACACCUUUCUUCUGCAGGAGGAACAACGUUUAUGAGACAUUUAAAGUCCUUUGAGUUGACACUGGAGAGCUGCAGCCCCACCAGGCAGG